Molecule: messenger RNA, 3819 nt
Organism: Dendronephthya gigantea
Lineage: Eukaryota; Metazoa; Cnidaria; Anthozoa; Malacalcyonacea; Nephtheidae
Product: whirlin-like
Exons: 11
Coding region: 717-3800 (1027 amino acids)
Cellular component (GO): plasma membrane
Molecular function (GO): protein binding
Source: RefSeq, a predicted model, not a curated record
UUCGCUACCCCUUGGUGACGUGAACCAGUGAAACCCUCCCCGUGUUAUUACGCUCCUUCUCGUCUUCUUCAGGAGGAAGCAACAUGCAGAACUUCCUCACCACUUCCGUAUUCCGAGAAAUCGAAAAUUAUUUACAUCCUAGUUAUCCUUUUAAUCUUUCUAUAAACAUUUGAGAUGAAAUUCCACGUCAAUUUUUUUCCAAAAAAAAAAUGGCAGGCCAGAGGAAUCAGAUUUAGCUCAAAACUAAUACCGAACUGUUAACAGUCAGUUUUCACUGACAAAUAACUUAAUCCUGAUUAACAUUUCUCAAAUACUUCACAGUCUAUAAAAGUCUAAAUUGUUUCACCAGCAUAUCUCAGUCUCAAAAAUUUUCCUUCACAGCCGUUUUGUUUUUUAAUUCCAGUUCCCACAUCGCAUCCAAUGUGUGUGGAUUUGUGUGCUUUCAUACUCACAGGCACAGCAUCCCAAACAAUUUAAUUUUCAAGAGCUGAAACGUCACCACACAAACAAUGCAUGACAAAUGACCUUCGAACCAAAUGACGCGUCUGUUGAUACUUGGUUACGCGACGCGAAAUAGACAACAAAAACACAAGAAACAUUAGCAUGAACAUUGUCGCGUGUUUGAACUAUUAUGGCGCAAAGAAAGGAUAGAUUAACGAAGGUAAAUAAAGUGGGAUCAUAAAGAAGGUAGAGACGGAGCUUAUAUAAAAAGCAAGAUGGCGAACUUCGACACAAGGUAUAAUCAUACAAGACAACUCUCACCAAAGGCAUCAAAACUUCAUCGAUCAAUUUUAGAAUCUUUCAACAGUGAAGAUCAAGCUAAAUUUACUGAGAUUUUAGCAAGAUACCAGCAGAAUAAAAGCGUUCAACGUUUAGUGGAAUCCUUACAUCAGAUAUGUAAUACCACACAACAACGGGAGGAAAUCUACCCGUUGAUACGGAGUUUUCUUCCACAUAAACACAAAGAAAGGUUCGAUUAUGAGUGUGGUCGGCCAAGAUCAGCACAUGCCAGACAUUAUGCUACCUACUCGAAGAAACAUUUACCAAAAUAUGGUUACGACACAACACGGAGUUUACCCACAGAUACACGAUAUCGUCGGACUGGGUAUGAACGUAGAACACCAACACCAGACAGUUGUUACACAACUCCACGACCCAGAAGAGAAAGGAAAGAAUCUAACGCAAGAGUUGUUGUCUUAGAGCGAGAGGUUGAGGGGGAAAGCUUUGGGUUCUCUAUACGCGGUGGAUCAGAAUAUAACAUCGGUUUGUUUGUUUCGUCUGUCGAUGAAGGACAUCUUGCACAUGCCGCAGGAAUUUCUUUAGGCGAUCAAAUAUUAGAAGUGAAUAGAGUAGACUUUAGGAACAUUUCUCAUCAUGAGGCGGUGCAGAUAUUCCAAGAUGCAACUAUUUUACAUAUGUUAGUGAAAUCAGUGGGUAAGAUUCCUGGAAGUUUCAAGUCAAGUUCAUCAUACAGAUGGAUUGAUCCACGUGGAAAUGAGGUUUCUCCUCCAUCACAAUAUGCAAACAUGAUGAAUGGAGAUAAAAGUGAAAUGAGGUUAUUGGGUGAUGAUGAUGAACGAAAGGUAAACUUGUUUAUCGCAGAUGGUGCAGAAAUAGGUUUAAAGAUUCGGGGUGGUAUGGAACAUGGUUUGGGAAUAUUUAUUGCAUCUGUUGAACCAAACUCAGGAGCAGAUAGAGCUGGGAUUCAGGUGGGUGAUCAAAUCUUGGAUGUAAACGGCACAAGUUUCAUUCACAUUUCCCAUGAAGAAGCCGUACGAGUGCUCAAAAGUUCACAACAACUUGUUAUCAUGUUAAAAGAUAUAGGAAUCCUGCCUCAUGGCAAGCGAGUUUACGACGAAACUAGAUGGAUUCGUGAUGCGGAAACUAAAGAUUCUUCAAGGCCAUCCUCUUCAAGUUCCACUGAUAGAAAAUCAAAGACUAUGAAAAAGACUCCUUCAUUUCACGACCCGAUGGGCAGCUCUCAGUUGACCCAUCACUCAGUUUUGGAUCAUAGCGAUGAAAUAUUGGAAAUGAAAGCACGUCAGUUGUUACCCGGCGAUGAUUUGCACGCCUUUGAAUUUUACCUUGAUGAGUACAGAACAAACCGUCUCUCCUUAACAGCAUUCUUGACUGUUUUGUCAGAUCUUCUAAACACGCCAGAAAAGGGUUCGCUUUUCCGAGAAAUUCGUUUAGCAAUACUUCCUCGCGACUUGGCGAAGUUUGAUGACUGGACGGAAAAAUUUGAACACUCACAACAUACUUACAAUACUGACAGAAGACAAACAAAACACGAUAGACUGUCACUGUAUUCAUAUAAAAGUUCUGAUUCAUCAACAACAACGAAUUCGUGGCUAGGUUUAUUUGAGAGCCGUGAAGGACAAAGUACGAAGAAAAAUUUAAAAAUUCGUCAUAAAGAAGACGCUCUACCGCAUCCACCUAAAGAUUUUUUCGACGAUUCUUUUGAUUUGAAUAGUACGGCUCGUAAUUCUUCGUCUAACCCUAACGCCGAGACUACGUCAUCUGGACAUUUACCCAAUUGUUUCACUGAUAAAAAAGCGGAUAUGAACGAAGCUGUGAGGGGAAAGAGUAGACAGUUAACUUCAAAUGGAUUCCCCAUCGGAAACGUAAGCUACGAUGACGAUGAUUUAUACACAAGUGUUGAUCAAAACGUCUCCAACAACAUAUCCAAAAAAGAAAAGGUCAAAAGUGCAUUACUGAAUGGUGACACGUCGGAUGGUUUGUACUCUUCUGUGGAUAAUUCCGAGUAUGAUAGGAAACAUGAGGAUUCACGUGCCAACAAUAGAUACAUGAGUAACGGCUGUUCAAUUAGCAUUGGUAAUCCCCAAACGACAGGCGUUGUUGUACACAAUAGACUUGGAAAUGCUUCGAAAACUAAAGAUUCAAUGCAGAAUAACCAAGAGAAUGUAGCUAUCUAUGCUACUGUGGAUAAAUCAAAAAUUCAACCAAAACAGACUCACGAUUUUGUCAAAGAAAAUGAAUUUGAAACUCCUCCUCCUCCUGUACCGGACAAACUAUUUCUUGAUGCGGAAGAUUUUGAGGACGACAUUCCUAAUAUUGGACCAGAGUGUAAGGGAAUGGAUUUGAAUAAUAUUGAAAUUGAAGUGGAAAACGAUUUUGUUUCGUUCGGAACUAGCCGAUUGGAUAACAUGGGCAAGCUUCCAAAAAAUACAGCACUAGACAUGAACAAGGUUCCGAGAAAUACAGCACUAGACGUGAACAAGGUUCCGAGAAAUACAGCAGCAGAUAGGAGUCAAGUUCUAAAAAAUGCAAGAGUAGAGACGAACAAAGUUUCCAGAAAUACGGCGGUAGAGACGGACAAGGUUCCGAGAAAUACAGCAGUGGAGACUAACAUUGCAACGUUUUCAGAACGUCUGCACAAGUUCAAUAAAAAAUCGUCUGUCGCGCAAAGCAAUAGAAAAGAACCCGUGCAAAAGAUGAAACAAAAAUCAAAAUCCAACAUUUCUCAGACGGGGGAUUCUGUGGAUUAUAACCAACCAUUUGUUGUCGAACUUACUAAACAUUCAAGUAAUCUGGGUUUGUCAGUGGCUGGAGGAACUGAUACAGACAGCAAAGAAAUAAGAAUAAAAUCGAUAAAGGACGAGGGCACAGUUGCAGGAUCAUGUCCGCUGUUGAAAACUGGUCAAAUAAUUUUAGGUGUUGAUGAAAAAUCGUUGCAAAAUGUUACAAGUGGUAUUGCUGCGAUGGCCAUUAGACAAGCUUUUCACAGUGAUAAAACUGUAUUAAAACUUAUAUUGCAAAACGAUAGUGGGAAUAGCUAAUAAAAUCGUGUAUACUCGA